GCUGAUUUGAGCCGAAACCUAACUUUUCAUUCAUCCAAACAUCUGGUCAUGCUUUAAUAUGGUGGUAAUCACGAAUAGUCUUGCGAUCUCACCAAAGACGUCCGCUGUUAUAUCUAUAAAAGGUCACAUCUGUACUACUGGGGGAUUUGUAGGUUCUUCGGAGGACAAAAUUGCUAUUCCAACAUCCGAAAAAUUGUAUGUUUUGAGUUUUUCGCUCUCACUUCAUGAUGACCGUUUUAAGAUGGCCAUUGCUCGAGAAGUUGACUUUACUACUCGCUGUUCUUUAAGAGUUGAACUUGAUAGUGAGUGUAUUUCAAAAGGAUCUGGAGUCGACGAUGAAAUAAAAUUUUCACUCAAAGAAAAUGCAAACAGGUCUCUUCUCUUUACCGCUGAACAAAUAAAUCGAGACUCGUUGAAUCUUAGGAAUGGAGCUCGAUUAGUUGCCUGGAGUCCAAGAGGAGUUGAUAAGUAUGAAAGAUGUAUAAUGAGUCUGACGACAAUGGAGAACCGUUCAAUUUUGUGCACAUUUAAAGAAACUGAAUCUUGGGAAGAAUCAGUUGAUCUAUCAUUAAUUUGGCAGCAGUACUAUGUUCAACACGGUAGAAUCGCGCAGAGUCGAAAGUCGAUUGUUGAUAGUCGACCACAGUUUGUUUUUCAACCUACUGAAUGUGACAAUAUUUCACCAUUAAUAUGUAAAAAUAUUGUGGAUUAUUUUGAUGCCGUAGAAGAUGUUGUGGUUGUUUACACAAGUUGGUGUCAGAUAAUUCGACAGCCUCAAAUAAAAUCUACUAAUUCAAUGAAUUUGAAGACGGAAACUUACGUAGACAAUAACACUUCUUACUAUACAAUACCAGUUGACCCAAGUCAAUUUGCCACUGAAUCAUUUUCAUUAUGUCCAGUGACAUUUUUUGCAGUCCUAAUGAAAUCUGGUGCAUUCUGUAUAUGGAUGAUUUCAGUACCAUUUUCUGGAGUAUCAUCUAUGUCAUUGUUAUGGGUAGAUUAUACAUACGCUGUCGUGCGCAGCGAUUCAAUGGAUAAACGACCGAACUAUAUCAAACUUUAUGAUUUGGAUAGUGUCAAUCUCCUACUUGUUUUAGGUUUUACAGAUGGUUCAGUGAAAGGUUUAGUGUUUCCUAUUGAAUAUUCACCAACUGGUAUUCUUGUAUUAACGAUACCUUAUUUAUUCAAUCUAUGGACGACUCCGUUGUAUUAUGUAACCAUUUUAGCAUCAGCUUGGUCAAUGUCUCGUCGUUUAUUGUGUGUUGGUUACGGUCGUCAUUUGUUAUUAUUUCAUAUAGCUAAGGAAGAUGUUGCGAUUAAUUUUCAACAGCAAGAACAAUCAAAUAGUUUGCCAACACCAUGUCGUGGACGAGAUCCCUUAUAUUUGGUUAAGAGUCAAUUUGUUAGUCAACCAAAUCCUAUUCUAGGUUAUAUUACUGGUAUUCAUUUGGACAAUAAACAAAUAUUACUAACUAGUGUGGAUGGUUAUUUAAUGCGUGCCAGUCUUGAUGAAGUGUCUGAAUGUAAGUUGAAUUGGCAAAUUAUAUGGUGUAGUUCUAAUUAUGAAAAAUCUGAUCUAAUCCAUUGGGAAUUUCAUGGAUUAUCAGUUUCAACAAAUGGAGUUUAUGUUUGUUUUCUUGAAAAGCCAUGCAACUAUUUAGAUAAUAAUCGUGCACGACAUUGUGCUUUAUUUUCACCUAGGGUUCACUUUUUAUCAUUUUGGUCAAAUGAUAAUUUACUAGAAGUUAUAUUCAAUCCUGAAUUGCCUUUACAUCGUAAAAUUGAUUGUUUACAAGAAUUACUACAAAGAUGGCAUUUACCACAGGAUAAAAUUGAUAAUGAUACGAUAAAUUUAAAACAAAUAUGUUUGGAGAAAAUUGAUUUUUAUCAGACUUGUCUUACUGACUGUUCUUCAUUUCCGAAAAGUUGGUUGGAUAAGUCGCUUACAACAUUACAAAUUUACAGGUUUAUUCUAUGUAUGAUUAACAAAGACACCGAUGAAUCAAUCAAAUCCCGUGCACAACUCUGGUUAACUAAUUUAGAUCAGUUUAUUCAACAACGUCAUUUGGAACGGUGUUUUCGUUUAUUUCUUAAAUGCUCUAUACAAAGACAAGCACGAGAUUGUUUAUUAGUUUCACAAAUGGCUACAUUAACUUUAAAUAUUUUCCAACCAAUCAAAUCAUCAUCAUCAUCAUCACAAAGAUUAAUGAAUACCUCAAAGUCAUCUGUUGACAAUGACAAUGAUACCAAACAUAUGAUUACUAUGUCAAAUAAAACUAUAUGCUUUGUGAAAGAUUUAUAUGAUUUAGCUAAAAAUGUUCAUCAAUUAGCUGUACAAUUGUAUGUACAUCGUUUUAAAUUAUCACAUGAAACUAUUAAUAAUUCUUCAGAAAAAUGUCCUAUAUGCUUAGAAAGUAUUAUUCCAGAUCUUACUUAUUUGAAUUGUGCUCAAAACCAUCCUUUUAAACGUUGCAUGCAAUCGCUGGAACCGUGCAUUGAUCCAAUGUUUCGUCAUUGUAAUCAAUGCGAUCGUAUAGCCCUUAGCAUAUCUCCUCAAGAUCGUUCAUCUGUUUGGCGUUCAAAAAUUCUUCAUCCAAUGUGUACAUAUUGUGAUUUACCAUUGACAUGGAAAGAAUUUUAAAUUCCUUCAUUUUUACAUGAAUUUUCUAUUCUUUGCAUUUACCGACAGAAUCAUUGUAUUUUAUUUUCAUUAUUUUAUAUAAUGUGAAUGUACAUGGCAAAUUAGAUUAUUUUUUUAAAAAUUUGUUUUAAU
Molecule: messenger RNA, 2773 nt
Organism: Schistosoma turkestanicum
Lineage: Eukaryota; Metazoa; Platyhelminthes; Trematoda; Strigeidida; Schistosomatidae
Source: the annotation of a GenBank genome assembly